Molecule: messenger RNA, 3159 nt
Organism: Podarcis raffonei (Aeolian wall lizard)
Lineage: Eukaryota; Metazoa; Chordata; Lepidosauria; Squamata; Lacertidae
Gene: TNIP1
Product: TNFAIP3 interacting protein 1
Exons: 18
Coding region: 145-2046 (633 amino acids)
Biological process (GO): negative regulation of canonical NF-kappaB signal transduction; regulation of transcription by RNA polymerase II; cellular response to lipopolysaccharide
Source: RefSeq, a predicted model, not a curated record
AAGCGGAGCGCGAGGGGAGAGGGCGGGGGGAAAGGGGAGAUGCCCGCGGCUCAGAGCCCACUAGAUCCGGGAGCUGAUUGGGUUCCCAUCGCAGGAUCUCCCGCAGGCACAGCUACCAGGAAACUGGAGUAUUAAGCUGCACCCAUGGAAGGAAAGGGGCCUUAUCGUAUCUAUGACCCGGGUGGGGGAACGGAAAAGGGAGCAUCUGCUGCCUUUGAACGGCUGGUGGAGGAAAAUACCCGGCUGAAGGAGAAGAUGCAGGGAAUUAAGUCUCUAGGUAACGGGGAUCUAUUGGAAGAGUCUCAGUUAGAAGCCUCCAGGCUGCGUCAGAAAGUGGAGGACCUAGUGAAGGACAACGAAAUGCUAAGGUCCACCUCCUCUCUUGACAAACUUGCGGAAAUGGCAGGAGGAAUCCCAGAUCUUUGCUCUUCCUCAGAGGUUCCAGGUGAAGAUCAGAAGGGGAUGGAAAAACCCACACAGAAGCCACCCAGCAGUGGAUCUUCAUCUGAGUUUGAAAUUGUUGGAGCUGAAGAUAAAAGGUCUUCUCAGGGAAGCACCGGGAAAUCGGACAUUGAGCCACUUCAGAACGAGGACGGCAACCUGAUGCUGCACCUCCAGCGCUUGGAGAACACGCUGAGUCUCUUUGCUGAGGAGUCGGACAAAACGCAGCUCUUUGCCCACCUGGGGCGCAUGGCUCUGGAGUUCAACCGGCUGGCCUCCAAGGUGCACAAGAACGAGCAGAGAACAUCCAUCCUUCAGGUUCGAAGGCUGCUGGCCUUGUGUGAGGAGCUGCGGAACGAGAAUGAGGAGCUGAGGGCAAAGUUGGAGAAGGAACUAGAGCAAAGGAACCAGGUUUCAGAGAAGCUGAGGUGUGAGAAUCUGGAGCUCAGGAAGAUGGUGAUGAUGGGCAGCAAAGAAGGAGUCAAGGCAGAAGGUGUAGAAUGUGCUGGACAGCAACAGAAGGGGGCCGCAGAGGAGAAAGCCACAGGGAAAAGCAUGUUGGGGUCAAGUGAGAAGAAAGUGAAGAUCCUCGAGCACCAACGCAACGAGCUGCUGGAGGUAAAUAAGCAGUGGGAUCAUCAUUUCCGGUCCAUGAAGCAGCAGUACGAGCAGAAGAUAACAGAUCUACGGCAGAAGCUUGCUGACUCCCAGAAAGCCCUGGGGGAGCUGGAGGCAGAACGAGAGCAGAAGCAGAGGGAUUUUGACCGUAAGCUCCUGCUGGCUAAAUCCAAGAUUGAAGAGGAGGAGGCAGAAAAGGAGAGACUUGCCAGUGAGGUGAAAGACCUAAAACAGAGGGUGAAAUUCCUUCAGGAUCAGUUGGCUCCAGUCACCAGGCAAAGGGAGUACCAGGAGAAGGAGAUUUUACGGCUUAAUAAGGCCUUAGAAGAGGCCCUGAAUGUUCAAGCCUCUGCUCCUUCCCCUUCGGGCUUCAACAGCCCCAUUGAACCUGGAGCAUCUGUCCGGCAUCAGGAGGUGGUGACCCAGAAUGAGCUCCUAAAGCAACAGGUGAAGAUUUUUGAGGAGGACUUUCAGCGGGAGCGGAGUGACAGAGAAAGGAUGAAUGAGGAGAAGGAGGAGCUGAAGCAGCAGCUGGAUAAGCUUCAGAAGCAGUUGGUGCUCACCAACAGCCAGAUGCAGAUUUUUAAAGAGGACUAUCGUAAAGAGAAGGAAGAGAAGGACAAGUUCAAGAAGCUGCUCAAGCAGCACAAACAGCAUUCUGGUGACAGGCUUCAUCCAGAGCCGCAGCCAGGACCGGUGGCCCCAGUCUGCCCCAUGUACCAGUUCCAGUGCCCCACUCCAGUCCAGCCCCACAUGUAUCAUGGUUACGAGGAGUGGCAGCAGAUCCGUUACCCACCAGCGGCAAUGCCAAAUGAGCGUCCUCCGGUUCAGAACUACCACCGAUUCCCUCCUCCAGAAUAUACCUGGUAUCCACCAUGUGUUAUUUCACAAAAUCAGAACGCGCAAGCGCCAGAUGGUGGGAAACAACUCCCCAAGGAAUCGGACCCUACAGGCCUUGGGUUACCUAAAAACCAAAGGCCCGCCUAACUCUAUGGCCAUGUGCAAGAGCAUAAGAAAUGGAGUUGUGAUAUACGCAUGUGAGUCUGCAUGUACAGAUAAAAGCCUCCUUGUGCUCCUGGACACUAUUCACAUUUAUCUGUGUACAUGGAAUACAUGUACACUUGGAUGCUUGAGCUAACAGCAGCUUUAGCAGGAAUUUCUGAAGACGUAUGGAAGAUACUGCCAAGGAGUGACAGUGGCCCAGUAUUAUGGGGAAAACCACUGGAAAUAACUACCUGGGUCUCCCUCUCACUCACUCAGCAUUUGGAUGAAUAACUCUUUCUGACCUCAAGGAUUCAACUGCCAUGGAUCCGCUAUCAGAUUCCAGUGGCAAACACCGGCAGCCCUGUGUCAACAGAACCUAUAUCUAGCUGAUUCCCCCUGUGAUGUGACAGCUUUACAUUUACGGCGUCUGAAUUUGGUGGCAGCGGAAACAUUCUAUGUGCAAAAUGACUUUUGCAGAGCAGCUGUUGUGGCCAAUGCCUGGACAGGUUACAGACACUGAAUUUUUGCAAGGGGAUAGGGAGAAGGAGAAAUCCAAUCCCUGUAUAGUGUAUAGGAAGUAAAAUAUACUUUCCCCAUGCUGAAUAUAUUUUUUAAAAUUUGCAUGUCGAGUCCAGUGGUUUAGCCCAAGGAAACAUUAUACUUCCACUGAGUUGUGCUGUUCAGCGUGGUUAAAACUAGUAUUUGUUUGUGUAUUGCGCCACAUACUCAGUUUAUACAUAUACCUUAACUUACCCUCCUCUUAGUAUCGGCAGCUUCCUGCAUUGUUUUCCUGAGCCUGAAACUCUGUUCCUGUCUCUUUUCGAUCUCACAGUAUGAAAUCGAACCCAUUAGUCUCAAUGUAAAUGUGGUCUGCAAACAGGCUAGCAGGUGUUGCUGCACAGCUUCUCUCUCUCAACUCUUGAAGACAGCUUGCUGGACUAGAUGGACUUCCAGUCUGAUCUAGCAAGGCAGUUUUUAAAUGAUUCCUGAUGGACUGGAUGUGCUAACGAGAAUAGCUAAUCUUUGGUUGCAAUCCACUUUCCUUGGCGUAAUUCCACUUGAGGCCAGUGGGAUUCACUCCAGAAUAAGGUUGUGCUGUAAAUGUGGUAGUUUAGU